Molecule: messenger RNA, 4656 nt
Organism: Linum trigynum
Lineage: Eukaryota; Viridiplantae; Streptophyta; Magnoliopsida; Malpighiales; Linaceae
Source: the annotation of a GenBank genome assembly
CACUAAUCCGCCACGAUCCUGAAUGUCGAGUUUGAUCAGUUUGUCUACGGAGUCAAGUUAUGGUUAUAGUUUGGGAACUUAUUUGGAUCAUAUCGACGGAAAACGUGACGGCAACGGAGGAAGGUAGUAAAUUGUUUGUGAUUCCGGAGUUUAGUGAUCGUUAAUGUAACUGACCAGUUAUCUAUUGUCACCAGUAGAACCCCUCGCAUACAAUUAUUUGACUCUAUUCUUUUGUUAAUAACUUAAUUAGCUUAAACACUGAAUUAUUGGUUUCAUUUGGGGGUUGGUUUGUUUAUUAAUUGCAAUGACGACCGUAGCCAAAAUUAAUUGGACCCAAUCUCCAUUUUCCCCAUUUGUUUUUGCUUUUGACUUUCCCGCUGUUAUUUUCUUAAGAAACAAACAGCCCUUUGAUGGCUAGGUUUCUGCCGCCACGUAGCCCCACAAAAAUGAAUUAAUUAGCUCCACUAAUUAAAAAGAUUCAUAACCUUGCCUUUCCAAUAUUUUGGAACUUGGAAACUGGUUUAGAAGGUCAAGUAUGCCGAUGUCCAUUUAGUAUAUGAUGUUGGACAUGAGAUGGAUUUUGGUCUCCAAACGGGAAUGGGUAUCCGUUUUAAACGGGACGGGAUUGCCCAACCCUAUUAAUGAUUACAACAACCUUGGUGAUACAAUUUCAAGUUUCAACAACAAAUCACAUGUAUGGAUAUUUUCUCAUCUAUUUAAUAUGAUUUUCACGUGGAUGGGAUCAAACGUGUUUCUCUAGUUUUUAUUUUUCCUUACAAACAUUAGAAAGAAUUGAAGUUUUUUUUUUUAUGAGGAUGAGUUUUAGAAGGAAAAAAAAAGUUAUUAAAGCGUGUAAGCAAUUUUGUCAGCAACUUGAGUAAACAUCAACAUAUAUUUUUCAUAGUACGGGAGAUCAGCAGUAGGGUAUUUUAUGGAAAACCCGUGGUUUAAUCGUUGUUCAACUAUUGGUAACGUUAAAUACCAUAUACCGGUUCACAACUUAUCGAAAUGAUUUCUUCCCUUUUCGUUAGUUUGUGGUUAGAGGGGGAACAGGAGAUGGAGAAUUUAAUACGUAUACUCAUUGACUUGCUAGUCGGCCAUAGAAAACGUGGGGGUUUACAGCUUUCAAGGGUCAGUCAAAGUGUGCCACCUAGCUAGCUAUAUCCAUGGAAAAGUGACGAACAAUAACAAGAAGAAAGAAGAGGAAAGUUAUAUAUAUAGAGAUUAAAACCGAAACGAAAAAUUUAAGAUAUGUGUGGUAUAACUGUCUUCCUUUCAAUUUUUAUUAUCGUCGUUGCCAACUUCGUUUGUUUAAUAUAAUGUGUGGUUCAUGUUCUGAACCAAUGUUUUGCCGGCCGGCAGUAUUGACCGGAGGAUACUUUUAGACCUUUUAGGUAGUCGCCGGUCACCGCCGCUAAGGGAUUGACUAACCUAAGUCUGAAGUUAUAGUCACGAGUCACGACACAUAGUCAUGACCCAUACAACAAUGGUAGAGUACCACGUUUAGCUCAAUAAUCUGACAUGUGAGAGUAUCAUGGUUCAAGAAGGCGCGCCUAGACGCACGCCUAGGCUCAGUUAGGCGCUAGGCAGUGGAGGAUCGCCUUGACUUGGCCAUAGGCGUUGUAAAAGGCGCUGGUAGCGCUUAGUUUGCGCCUAGUGGAGAGAAGGCGUGCCUGGGCAUUCCUGGGCGAGCUUAGGCGGUUAAACCCAAUACUCUUCGUUUUGUCCUAGAAAAUCAUAAAAUUGCCUCUUGCCCUAGAAAAUCAGAAACACGGUUAGGGGAUGACCAUGCUAUGUAUGUAUUCAUAGAUGAGGAUGAGGAAUUACAUUGUGCACCCUCGAGUACUGUUACAGAUGCAAUGACGGGUAAACAGAGUGAGCUUCGUAGGAGUGCACGAGUGAGAGAGCUCCAUGAUGAAGAAUUAGAGUGUGAAGAGGAGGAAGAGGAGGAGGAUGGUGAGGAGAUUGCUUUGGAGGAUGAUGAAGAUGUAGUGGUGGCUGGACGGACCUACUUGGAUGAUGAAGAAUGAACAUUAUCUUAUGAACUUAUUGACUAUGGUUUAGUAUUUCGACAUUUUAUGAACUUGUGAUUCUAGGAAGUGGUCACUAUUUGCUUGUUAUUUGUUAUGUUAAGUGUUUACUGUUAAGAACUAGGCAUUACUAAUUUUAUAUGCACUUGGAUUAUAUGAAUUAUUCCAGAAAACAGUAAAUAUUUGAGAACUUUUUCCAUUUAUGCUCUGAACGCCUAGGCGCGCCUAGGCUACGCCUAAUCAGGCAAGGCGCAAGUCAGGAGCCGAGCGCCUGCCUUACGCCUAGCGCCUUUUAGAACCUUGGAGAGUAUAGAAGUUACAAGGCGGAAUACCACGUCGGUCGUCGAAUUAGUGAUGUGGUACUCUGGAUGAAGUAAACUUCGUUAAGUGUCCACCAGGUAAAUUAUGACAGAGUUAUAAAUUAUUUUUAUAAUUUUGAAUUUUUCGAUCACAUAAUAAAUUUAGAAAUCAAAUCGUCGUAAUUUCACUUAAAACAGAUUUUAUCACUUCCCUUCUUUUCGUAACCCAAAGUUUUGUUUUAGAUUAUGACAGUUCAACUCCAGUUUGUACCUAUGAUAUGAAGUUUAGAAAGUCAUGGUAACGGGCCCAUUUUUCGAUUCCUUACUUCAACAUGGAACUUUCAUAGGGACAACUAACAUAAUAUUUUUACUUUGAGCGCACAUAAUAGAAUUUGCAUUACAAAAAAAAAAAACAUAAUAGACCAAAUAAUAAAAGUAAACAAAUUACAUUAUAAAAAAGUGUACAAUUCAUGUUGAUAUUUUAUACAAAGUAUACUAACAGUACAAAACACAAACACUCACAAUAUAAACCAACAUGACUUGCAUCACAAACUAAAUCACAUAAAGUAUACAAACCAAUAAUAGAUAGUCUACAAAGUUACAAACCAGUCCAUAAAAAUGAAUACUAACACUAUCAACUAUAGAAAUCAGUAAUAGAAAGUAUAAAAACCAAAUUAUAAAAAUAAACAAAUCUCAUUAUAUACGUAAAUAAAUCAGACUGAUAUUAUAUACAAAGCAUAUUAAUAGUACAAAACAACUACUUACAAUAAAAACAUGUCUACUCAAACCAAUAACACAAAAUAUACAAAUUAAUAUCAUUAAAUAUACCAGGUUACAAACCACACUAUAAAACGAAUACUAACACUACUAUCUCUACAAACCCAAAAAAUGCUAACACUACCAAAAAAAAAAACUACUACUAACAUUACAAACCUCUCUCUCCCCUCUCACAAAAGAAGGGAUAAUAAAUUUCCUAUCUCUGGACUGACAAACGUCGUUCCUUUGAAAUUUUGGUAUUGUACUCCGCACCAUUUUCAGAGGAUAGUUCUCCGUCGAACAUUCGACGGUCAACAUAAAAGCCCAAUUUGAUUAAUGACCCAAAUUUGGUUAGAGGAGAAGGUAGUGAAUUGAUGGGUUCAGACUUUAUUAAUUAUCUUGAUAAGUGAGGUCUUUGUGUCUUGCAAAAUUUAACUCGCAUAUUACGUACAAAUUGUAUGUAAUAUCUGGAUUAAACAAAAAUCAUAUUUCAUAUAUGUGGUAUGUGUAUUCAUCAUUUCCAAAACUUGUAUUCAGAAUGAGCAGAACACACAUUAGAAAUCAUUUUCUUAUUGAACAAAUAAUAUAUUUGUAUAGAACAAAAAAUAUUUCAUAUGUGUAAUAUGCCUAUUCAUCAUUUCCACAAACUUGUAUUUCCAAGAUUUUCACUAUCUUUUCUCACUUACUUUACUUUUUAGAUCGUGGGCCCCCGAUUUCCAUUAUUUUAUGUCAGCUACUUUUCUCAUUAAGGACCCCAACUCUCACUAACUAUCCCUUACCCCAAAUUGAGCCGUGUAUAUAGCAUGGUCCAUGAAACCGUACCGGAGACCGUACCGGGAAAGUCAGCGGUAGGGUAUUUUAUGGUAAAACCGUGGUUUAACCGUAGUUCAACCGUUAUACCGGUAAAUACCUCCUAUCGGUUUAGCCUCCAAUACUGGUAUUUCGUGGUUUAACCGCCGGUACGGUACGGUUUAAUGGACACUGGUAUAUAGUGGGUCUUUAAUAUGAUCCAUUGGAUGCCUUGGAGGACCAUCCUCCUAAAAGUAACCGGAGCAACAUAGUUUUAUUGGGUCCUCUACUAGCGCUGAAAUCCUAUCUCUUGCGACUGACACCAUAGGAUGAAAUCGGGUGCCAACUCACUUACCUGUCUAACCCUUUAUCUAUAAUUAAUUUUUUAAUGGCGAAAUGACAUUUAAAAAGGCCUCAUUAAUAACUACAAAAUUUUACCGUUAGAUUACAAAUACAAUUUAUCACUAAGAUGGACUUAGUCAAGUGACUAAGCCACAUCCUAACAACCUGAUCUUACUCAUUAGUUUAGAGUAGGGUUUACAGAAAGACAACUAAUACCAAUGUGGUCUUAUAAGAAUUAGAUGCGUGAGUGCUCAGGAUGGCAAUGUGACGAGUAUGUGGCGGAGUUUUCUAAUACGAAAAAACCCAUACACUCCCCCAUAUUCGCACGAAGGAAGGUUUUUCAAACCCAUCCCCAUACCUGUAGUUUUCGGGUACCCUUGAGUAAUACCCGUUAUGUACAUUCAAAAAUACUAUACCUAAAAUGAAAUAUCUAGAUCUUC